This is a messenger RNA of Onthophagus taurus, 3046 nucleotides long. It is a transcript of the gene Best2, whose product is annotated as bestrophin family protein. NCBI's taxonomy places the organism in Eukaryota, Metazoa, Arthropoda, Insecta, Coleoptera, Scarabaeidae. The record is from RefSeq and is a predicted model, not a curated record. Gene Ontology annotation, molecular function: chloride channel activity.
UUGAGACUCCUGUGGCCAGUUCGUUCGGACCGACAGUAGUAGCAGUUGGUGGUGUAUCGCAGCAACCGCAGAGGAAUUCCACCGUGGAAUACCACGAAGGACGCGUUGCCGUUCGCUGGCUUCGGGCGCGAGUUCUUCCUAUUAUUUGGAACCUUCCUCGUUCUUCACUGUAUUUACAAUUAGAACGAAAAGAAGAAAGUUUAGAAGAAGAGGAAAAAGUGGUAUAUGAAAAGAAGUGCAGUUAGUGGUGGUGUUUCGCUGUGAUAAUGACGGUUACGUAUACGGGGGAGGUACCCAACGGGAGCACAUUUGGUUGUUUUUGGAAGAUUUUGAGAAAAUGGAGAGGCAGUGUUUACAAACUGGUAUGGAGAGAACUCUUAGCCUACUUGUUCCUAUAUUAUUCCAUAAACUUUAUAUGUAGAUACGCUUUGAGCACCGAACAAAAAAGGACGUUCGACAAAAUUCGAGUGUACUUCAGUCAGCAAAGCGAAACCAUACCCAUGUCUUUUGUACUAGGAUUUUAUGUUUCGUUAGUUGUUAAGCGAUGGUGGGAGCAGUACAAAUUACUUCCAUGGCCUGAUACCUUGGCGUUAUUUGUAAACGCUGGAAUUCCUGGAAUGGAUGAAAAACAAAGACUCAUGAGGCGAAAUAUCGUUCGAUAUGCGGUUUUAGCCUAUGUGAUUACACUUCAAAGGGUUUCAUUAAGAGUGAAGAAACGAUUUCCAAGCUGGCAACACGUGGUUGAUUCUGGUUUGAUGUUGGAAAGUGAAAGAAAGAUUUUCGAACUAAUGGAUGGAAAAACGCCAAUGUCAAAAUACUGGAUGCCAUUGGUUUGGGCGACGAAUAUAAUUAACAGAGCUCGAAAAGAAUCGGUUAUAACCAGUGAUCAUAUCGUGCAAACAUUACUGAUAGAAUUAUCUGAUAUAAGAAGACGUUUGGGUGCUUUAAUCGGAUAUGAUACAGUUUGUGUGCCAUUGGUUUAUACUCAGGUUGUAACUUUGGCAUUGUACGCCUAUUUCAUUGCGGCGUUAAUGGGCAGACAAUUUCUGCCAGAUUUACCAGAAGCAGGAAAUCCAAUGGGAAAAUAUGAAGAACCAGUGAUUUAUUUUCCAUUUUUUACUGCUCUUCAGUUUUUCUUUUAUGUCGGAUGGUUAAAAGUCGCUGAAGUGUUAAUAAACCCAUUUGGAGAGGAUGAUGACGACAUUGAAUUAAAUUGGCUUAUAGAUCGACAUAUUAAGGCUAGUUACAUGAUAGUAGACGAAAUGCAUCAAGAACAUCCCGAAUUACUAAAAGAUCAAUAUUGGGAUGAAGUAGUUCCGAAAGAAUUACCAUACACAGUAGCUUCUGAACAUUACAGAAGGGAAGAACCUAAAGGUUCAGCUGAAAACUAUAAAGUUAAAGCGCAAGAUGCUUUGUACGCAAAUUUAAUUGGAACCACACGAAAAGUAGAUAAUGACAUGUAUGCUGAUUAUGAAAGUGUUGACACACCAAUAGUUGAAAGGCGAAAAAGUUCGAAUUGGUUCACCAGACAGAUUUCAAGAACCCGCUUGGGUUCAGUAAGAUCGGCGUCGACGGCUUACUCAUCGGGAGGCCUUUUCGGUAGGCACAGGGGGAAUUCAGUGUACGCAAGUCCUGAGGCAGGGCUUCCGGGUGUACCUCCGCAAAAAACGUCUAUUUACGACAAAUUAACUGGGAAAAACCAACGACAUGCUACAAAAGUUAAAAGUCGUCCAAGAAUUCCAACCCCAGAAGUAACAAAAGACGUUGACAAAGACAAUCAUCAUCGUCUUCCAAACAGCAAUACAAUCUUGCACAACUCAAUGUCUUCUGGUGUAACUUUAACACCGCAUCAAUUUCAAACAAACUACUUAAACUAUCCGGACAGUGAUGGUCCUCUAGUCCAAGUAGUUUUAUCCCCUAUCCAAGAAUUGGAUAGUAGCAGUUCUGUGAAUACAACCCUUUUACCAGGACAACCUGGUACUGCAGCUUUAGCUCAAGCGGUUUUAUCUCCAGGUUUAGGACCAGUUCUUACUGGCCCUGUUGGAGUUCCUAUUACCGUUCCUCAACUGUCCACAUUAGGAUUGGCUCAAAUUGGAAAAAGUCCUCUUCUAACCAGACAUACUUUGGAAAAAAGUAAUCCAGCUUUUAUACAAGCUUUCGGUCAUUCAAAACCGAGUACACCACCAGAAACGCACAUUAAAUUAUUGGAAGUCCAAUCAGACGAAGAAGGUGAACAACACGUAAGCAGUAGGAGUAGUAAUUCUUCAAAAAAAUCCGAGGGAUCGAAUGUUUCUAAAGAAAGCAAAGAAUCCCAAGGAUCCACGGCAUCUAUUUCCUCCAAAAACAGUUUAGAGGUCACAAAAAAAGUAUCCAAUAAUACUUUAUCGUCUUUAACACCUCCAAAUGGAGAUGUACUGAGUGCUUCAAAUGCAGUUACUAAUACCAUUAGCACGACAUCUGAUGAUAGAUUAAGGAAAACAUCUACUACAUCUCAAAGUACCAAGGAUAAACGAGAAGUUUAUGUCUGAUAUAAGACAAUUAAAUGUAAUACAAAAAAACAAAAUAAUUAAAUGAAUUGAUCGUGAUAACUGACGUUGCGUGUAUAAUCGAGUAUUGAAAAGCAUUGUGAUAUAAUUUUAUAUUUUAAAGAGAUGUGUAUAUAUUUACAUAUAUAUAUAUAUAUAUAUACACUAUUUUUUUAAGGUAAAAGAGCGAACAAACUGGAAAAGUGAAUUAUUAAUGUUUAGCGUCCUUAAAAAUAUAUUUUGUUACUCUCCAAAAGAAAAUCGUAGGAUAGAACAAUCAUAGAGAAUUUGAUAAAAAUGAUUUUACCUAGAAGAAAUAUAAACAAUAUAGCGAAUCUCUAUGUUAUAAUAAUUUAUUAUUUAGGUGUAUUGUAUGAUGACCAAAAAAAAAAUAAAUAUGUAGAAGAAUAUGUAAAAUAAGUAAGGAGGCAUGUCAAUGAUAUAGAACGUUUUUGAAGAGAUUUUAUUAUAUUGCAUAUUAAGAAUGUAUAUUUUUAAAAUAAAGUUUCUAAAAGGUUAAA